GGACAGAGGCUUUAUUUAACAGCAUCGUCACAACGUGACUUAAAAUACUUGCAUCAUGUUUGAAGAGUCCACCUUAUGACGUGGUGAAAUGCAAGUGGAAGAUUGCUGAUUGUUCAAGUGGAAGAUUGCUGAUUGUGGAAACAAUCACCUAAAUCUUGAGAGAAAAGGAAAACAACGUUCCAAUUCUAUUGUUUACAAUCUUUGAAAAAGCAAGUGAAACCAAUAGCAUCGUUACGCGAGGGUCUCGUCGCAAUCAUGAAUAGAUCACGGAUCGAAUCCAGAAAACCAUACAUCCAACACCAACUAUAAUACUUUUACAUUAUCAGCCUACACUUACACGCCACAAAUAAUUUUGUUAAGCCUCUGUCUUCAAAUCGUUUAAUCAUUGCAACCCUGUGUAGUUGUUCAAUGUUGGUUAAAUCCAUGAUACUUUAUUUGAAUUUACGAGACAGAGGCAAAGAAUUUGUUAUCGUCCGAGGGAAUUUCAAAGGAGAUUAUUUCAAGAGGGUUCGAGAAAUUCAGGGGAUAAACGCAUUCUGUUAAGGGUUGUUGUUAUUUAGCAGUUUAUUUUUUUUCAGCUGCAUCGGAAUCGGAGGAAUUUAAAUGGAAAAUUGCGUUACCUGUUGGAAAUAACAGAAGUUGUUUAGAUUUUAGGGGUUUGAAUUUGGAUAUGGCUAUUGAACAGAGGAAGGAUCUAGAAGAUUUGCUGGUGCAAUGUUUCGAAUCUCACAGCGAAGGGAAUUGCUCUAGUUCGCAUAAACCUUCGGAAUUUGACUGGAAUCCAAGUUUGCAUGUGAAGAAUGUCACGAGAACCAUAAGGACUCUACAAUUAGACCAUUCACAGAGGUUUUGGAGUCUUGUUUCAUGGAUUGUAGGGUUUAUGAUGAUAUUGGUCAUUCCUAUACUUAGGCUUAUUUAUGUAAAACCUGCAGACAACGAGGCCAGUCACCAGAUAUCAGAAGGAAAGCAUCAACGGACCAGGGUGGAGCAGCAAGACAAAGGCGACAUCGAGCCUACCUCGACUGUUCCAGUCAUUCAGCUUGUAUUUCAGCCUUUUGUGGUGGUGAUUGGAAUUCUUAUAUCUUCUGUAUCCUUUAUAUUUUUUAGCCAAUCCACACGAAAAUAUGGAAUUCAAGGAAUUUUGUAUCUUGAUAUGGCAGCAGAAGAGACCGUAUAUAUACGUGAGGAAUACAAUAAAUUUAUUCAGCGGGGGGCAACUAAACUACUGAAGCUCUUCACACCUGUUCUCGUUCUUUACAUUCUUCAGAAAGGCUGGUUCUACAUUGAUGUUCCCCUUGCUUCUUUGCCUCAUUUGAAUAAUAGAACAGCAAAUAUUGUGAUUAUUAGUAUGUCAGAGGGCAUAUCAUGGGUGUACCAAACAACAACAUUUUUGUAUGCCUGUAUCUUGUUUUGGAAAGUCUGCUAUCUACAAGAGCUGAAAAUGCAACUAUUCAAGGAGAUGCUACUACAAGCCUAUGAUCCUGAAUUAUAUUACAUCAAGUAUACUGGAAUAAUAAAAUGUCUUCAGUCCACAAGCAGGCGGUUCAGAUUAUUCUUGGCCCUUACUGGUUCUAUAACUAUUUUUUCUGCAUUGGCUUCAAUGUAUGUAGUAGUUAAAGAUCGUCAUGGAAUUGGCAUUUUGCUGUCAGGUGAACUGGUGGUUUUAAAUCUUGUGAACCUCACAGGAAUUGGCCUCUGCUUGCAUUCAGCAUCAAAAGUCGCACAUUUACAUCGACGCAUUGUUAAAGCAGCUUCUUCUAUGCAUGCAAAAACUACUUUUGCAACAUCAAAGUGUUAUAUUUCAUCUCAGUGGAAAGAUCAAAGCCUUGAGUUUGAGGAAAAAAUACAACUCUUCAGUCAAGCCCAGGAUGCUUGGUCCCAGCGAUCUGCUCUUGUUAAUUUUAUAUCCAAUAAUAAUGCGGGAAUAUCAGUAUAUGGCUUUGUACUAGAUCGCUUUUUUGUGCAUACUAGUAUUGCCUCUGUAUUGACCACUAUGUGGUUUAUUGUGGGUCAAUCUCUAAGUAGUUCACAAUCAAACAUGUGAAGGGAAAUAUGAGCAACCGAUUAUCCUAUUGCAGAAUUUCAAGAUACAAUUAUGGUUUAUAUUCAUAUUUUUGGUUCCAUAUUUCCUCGAAUGUUUGUGUUGUUUACCAUCAUAGAGCUUGUUAAUAAGAGAUGUGAAGCUUCUUGUGGUGAAGUUUUUCUGAUGGAAAAUUCCUCUUGGAUCCUUUUGCUGGUCAUGCCACAUGGGGAGCAUUUUUAAGUCCUAAAUAAGGACAUUCUUUCUUUUUCUCAGCGAUGUUUUGGCUGUGUAAUAAUUUAUUGUUGGUUACGAUUUAAUGAUUCUUGUCAACUUAGUUACAAAUCUCUCCAACCUUCAUUUGGUUUACUCUAUAAUUUUUGUUUUAUUAAUAGACUAAAGCAUGCACGCUAGCAUUUUCUGUGGUUGA
Molecule: messenger RNA, 2450 nt
Organism: Cryptomeria japonica (Japanese cedar)
Lineage: Eukaryota; Viridiplantae; Streptophyta; Pinopsida; Cupressales; Cupressaceae
Exons: 8
Coding region: 671-2044 (457 amino acids)
Source: RefSeq, a predicted model, not a curated record